Molecule: messenger RNA, 1780 nt
Organism: Salvia miltiorrhiza (redroot sage)
Lineage: Eukaryota; Viridiplantae; Streptophyta; Magnoliopsida; Lamiales; Lamiaceae
Product: probable mediator of RNA polymerase II transcription subunit 26c
Exons: 8
Coding region: 361-1515 (384 amino acids)
Cellular component (GO): nucleus
Source: RefSeq, a predicted model, not a curated record
UGCAUUCCAUUCGAUGCCCUCGGAUAUUAUGCUCUACGCCGGCAAACACAUGAGUAAAUAUGGUGAAUUCGAUGCCCAUUUCAGUUAAAUCAAAUCAAAAGAUAAAAUCACAAAAUUAAAAAUAAAUUAUUAUUAUUAUUAUUAUUGCUCUUCUCUUUCCGCCUCUUCUCCGAUCAGAGAAAAUUCCAAGAUUUGAUUCCUCAUUCAAUUCUCCACCACGACGUCGUUUCCACGUGCUCACCCAAAAUCCUCAGAUUCGCUGAUGUAAUAACCCUCGCAAACUGCCCCAUUAAUUUAUCGUGAUUUCUUGUUUCCUUUUUUAGUUUUAACACUUUUUUGAGAUUGAAAGAGAAGAAUCUUAUGGAUUCGGAUGAAUUUCGGGCGAUUUUAUCGAGAUCGGGAGUUGGAAUUUGGGCGCUGAUUGAUGCGGCGAUCGGAUUCGCCAGCUCCGACUACGGCGAUGAGCUGCGCAGCCGGAGAGACGGGAUCGUCGAGUCUCUUUACGCACCCGCGGGGCUGCUGUGCCGGAACUGCGGCGGCGGCACUAACGAUUGUGGAGACGCCGAUCAGGAUCAUCGGUUUUGCAAUCGGAGUACCAAAAUUGAAUACAGCAGCGAUGAUGUUGACCAUAAGGAUAAUAACUUCGAUAGCAAUAAGAAGAGCAGCGUUGAUGAUGAUAGGAAUUUGAAUGCGGAUUUUGGUAAGACUGCGUUGACUCCGGAGUCAAACCAUCUGAAUCUCAGCGGUGGGAACGACGAAGGCGAUGCCGAUCCGUACGCUGGGUUGUUUGAUGAUGAUGAACAGACCACAAUUUUCAGCAUCAAAGAGCAGCUCGAGGAUCCACAUCAGAGUGAAGAAGCUGUGGUGGAGUUGCUUCAGACUCUUGAAGAUAUGGAUAUCACGUUCCAAGCUCUCGAGGAUACCGAUAUAGGAAGACAUGUGAAUCGACUGAGGAAGCAUUCGUCCAGUGAAGUUCGUAGAUUGGUGAAGCAGCUUAUCAGAAAAUGGAAGGAAACUGUAGACGAAUGGGUUAAGGUGAACCAGCCACAAGCAACUACUGCAAACCUUAUUGCUGAUGUGGACUCACCUCAGCAGAACAUACCCAAAAAUCAGCAAAAUGGCCAUCACCAGGUCCCGGAUUUUGGAUACUCCCCAAAUCCGCGGAAUGGGGCUCCUACUCCAGAAAGGAAUUAUGUGGAAUAUGAGUCAAAACCUAAACCAUCUCCAUCUGCAGCCGCUCGAAGAGAAACUCCAUCGAGGCCACCACAAUCAGCAUCUAAAUCAUCCUCUGCUCCGCCUCCCAAUAGAGCACAAAGGGAAACUGUAGUGGAUGACGAGAAGUUGAACUCGGCAAGAAGGCGGCUUCAAGAGAACUACCAAGAAGCUCAGAAUGGUCUGAUUUCACAAUUUGGAAUCUAUAGUAGUAGUACCACUUGCUUUUAUACUUAUCAGCUUUUGUUUUUCUGUGGGGCAUUUUCACUCGGGAAGCCAAAAAGCAACGAACGAUACAAAUGAUGGAUAUUCAUGAGAUUCCCAAACCAAAGAACACCUUCUUUGCCAAGAACAAGGGUGGCUUUCAAGGGAGGCAUCAUCGAUGAUAUGUUUGUUGUUUUGUCAUUCUUCUUCUUCUUCUUCUUCUUGUACCAUAAAAAUGGGAUGCAAUUUAUCCAAGGGGUUUCCAAGGAAACAUUGGGUUGGCCUCGUGUUACAUUUCGUGUUUAUUAAGUUAUAUAUGAACUGUUGUUUUUGGAGCUUAUAAUAGUCGAACAAUUCUCUCUUA